Molecule: messenger RNA, 1642 nt
Organism: Synchiropus splendidus (mandarinfish)
Lineage: Eukaryota; Metazoa; Chordata; Actinopteri; Syngnathiformes; Callionymidae
Exons: 4
Coding region: 298-948 (216 amino acids)
Source: RefSeq, a predicted model, not a curated record
GUUACAUCAUUAAUAGCUAAGAAAUUGCCAUCCACUGGUAUUGCAGAGUGCCUGCACAUUUCCUCUCUCCUGGUGAGGCACACGCAAGGACUGAGCGGUGAUUCUGCCCGAGACAGAGGAGUGCGGAGAGAAUCCUGAGGGAGUCCGACGUCUCAUCCCAGCAGAGUGAACAUAGACGUGUGGCGGACGAGAUGGAUGCGCUCACCACGAUCACUACUGCUGAGGUCCCACAUCAUCAGCAUCAAGCCAAAGAUCAGCUAUUGACGGCCCUUAAGGUCUGAUCAACAGGACUGCACUAUGGGUAAUGUAGUUGAGUGCUGUCAGCUGCUGCUGUCAGUCUUGAGGUGCGUGGAGACCCCAGCCCUGGGUGAGACGGAGGGAUCCCCCCUCCUCUGCAGCGAAGGAAGCGAGUGUGACUCUGCGGAGCAGACGGACUCCUGGGAGGACGACGUGGUGACCGUGUCCACCGGCAUCACAAGCCUCACUCUGGAUGCGGAACACUUCCUGUUCCCUGGUGACACCGGCGAGGUGACCCUAGUGGACCCCAUGGUCUGUCUGCUGGUGUCUGAAGAGGAGGAGGCUGGAGUCAGAGGCUCGAAGGUCGAAGAGUGCAGAUGUCCAGAUGUGACUGGGGUUCAAAUUUUCACCAUGUCCAGUCACCAGCUGGACACGAGUGUGGGAGGAAGAGGACACUCGUCUCCAUUUGCUGAGGGUCCGGAUGCAGCACAGAGGCACCUGGAUGUGGAAGCACCACCAACUCCUGACUUAGGGAAAGAGAUGAGCGACAACAUACCCCCAGAAAUGGAGGUCAAUAUGGGAGCUAUGGACUCUGAAAGUGAAAAGCAAAUCUCCCUCAGGGAAGUCAGAGGAGGGACCUGUCCGUGUGAUGUCAUCCAUCAGCUCCGCUCGACGCACUGGUUUCAAAGGCUGCUUCUGAUCCGGUUCUGAUGAGUUGGUGCGAAACUGGCCACGCUCUCCUCCUCCUCCUGAAGCUUCAUGUUAGAGAUAUAUCCUCGUACUUUCAUCAUUUUAAUUGUUUGGAUUGGCAAUUGAUGUUUGUCUAUCUUUACACAAGUGCCACAAUAAGCUACUGCAGUUGCAAUACUAGCCACCUAAAGUGCCAUUAGUUUACCCUGACUGCUAUCAUAUGCAUCCUUUUAUGUUGGAGUAUACUGGAAACGAUAGAGGGUCAUCUUUUACCUGUUGUUUCAAUAAAUAGGUACAUAUGCUAAUCCAUUUUAUAAUAUCAACUUGUGAAAUGGCACUUGCUUCAAUAAGGUAUUUAUUGUCUUCGGUAAAAAUCUUAUUCUGCUUUAGAUAUUUGAUGAUGAAUAUUGAUGUUUAUUUUUUGUAAUUUAUAUAUCUUUAUUUACUGCUAUUCAAAAAUCACAUUUUUAUUUUUAAUUUCUAUUCUCAAAAAUGGUUCUCUACUCAAUGCAGUUUUCCAUCGCUUUUGAAUUAAACUUCAUCAUUUAACACAGUCUUUCAAUUAAUCUUUUAACAAUACAUUUUCGUAUUGCUGUAAUUUGAUCACAUUUUGACUUGAAUUUUUUUGGUCACGUGUCUACAAUUACAUCUUUGCCCACAGGAUGUCACUAUUAUGUCAUAAUCGAUUCCUGUAGAUGACGAAGUGGACUUUCAU